ACUGCCUACAAUGGGCCUAUUUAUUGCCCCGGAAAUGUACAACAAUCCUCCGACUGCGUUCAUUUUCUCUUUCGUUCACCGCUGUCAGCUCUUAGCUUCUUUCGGUUUCUUUUUCUUUUAUUUGUUUUCUUCCGGGGCCGGUCCACGUUGGUUAGAACUAACCUAAUAGUAUAUUCAUUUUCUUCUCAUUUUCAUUCUUUGUCCUUCCGUCGCAACCCUCCAGUUACUUCGUUGCUGCGCAUCUGUUUCGAUAGAUUUCUUUGCGUCUGGAACGCCUCCUGUACCUCCACAUCAUCACGAAACACUAGGAAUAACUAUGGCCACAUCAUUGAAAGCAGAGCUGGACAUAUGGGCAGCAGCCUUGAAGGCAUACGAUGAGCAGGAUUUCGAGAAGGCCCUAGAUUCAUUUUCGCGCAUUGCGGAUUCCUCUAAAAUCCUCACAAACAUGGGCUUAAUUUACGCCACCAUCGGUGAGCAUGAGGCUGCAGUCCAGCAGUUUAUGGCUGCUACAGCUCUUGAUCCGUUCCUUGCUAUUGCCUACUUUCAAUGCGGGGUGUCUAACUUUUUGCUGAGCCGAUACGAUGUUGCUCUGCAAAACUUUGACGAUGCGCUACUUUAUCUUCGUGGAAACCAAGCCAUUAACUAUGAACAAAUCGGCCUCAAAUUCAAACUGUUCUCACCUGAAGUGCUCUUCAAUAAAGGUCUCUCUCAUAUUUAUCUUGGCUACCCUGCUGAGGGGCUAGCUGAGAUGGAGAAUGGGCGCAAUCUGAAGGUGACCGAUGAGCACGACGUAAUCGACGAUGCCAUUAGAGAUCGCGGAGAGGGAUAUACGGUCUUUAGUAUUCCUGUUGGCGUGUUGUACCGCCCGUCAGAGAAUAAGCUCAAAAAUUCCAAAAGUAAAGACUAUCUUGGGAAGGCGGCAUCAGACGCCACGGAUGCAUUCACUGAAUUCACUGGCGUCAAGAAACUCAAGGAGGAGCGUGAGAAAGCAAAAGAAAGAGAUGAAGAAAGGGACGACGAUGGGUUGAAGAGAAGUGCAACUGUUCCCCCGCUACGUACUGAACCCAUCGUUCGGCCUAGCGUGGAGCGCUCUAAAACGACGAAUGCGGGUCCAAGGCCCACUACUCCCGCUUUCCCAUCUACUGCUGAUAUAGCACUUGCCCUGCCCCCCACAUCAGGUUUGUCGAGAAGCAACACUGUUGCACCUGUGCGCAUCAACAUUUCCACCUUUGCUUCAAGUCGCUCUCCAACCGACGGUACACUUGCCCUGUCACCCACGUCACCUUUGACGAGGAACAACUCUGCCCCACCUUCCCGAAGCAACACUCUCAUUCGUCCCACAACCCCUUCAGGUGUAGCUGCAUCGAGGGGACUAACUAUAAGGAAAAAGGAGCCUCUGCCUAGUCAGCUUGUCAAUCAACCCGGGGCCCUCUUCCAACCUCCAUUUGCACCACAGCAGCUGUAUCAGGACCAGCCGCCGCCGGCACGUAAUCAGUACCAACAACCUCAGCCGUACCAAACCCAGACCCUUCCUGACAAUGGAUAUCAGGUGCCGCCAUCUAGUCUUCAGCCUAGCCUUCCUGUACCAAAGGCCCCAUUUGUGCUCCGUGCCGCUCCUCCUUCCCAAGAGGUAUCGGUUCGACAACUAGAUUUCCUCGAUGACUACAUUGGAUCGCUACCCAAUAUGGGCUUGGAUCGUGUGGCAUUGUGGCCCCAGGGAAGCGCACAAUCAGGUCCAGGGUCUACGGACUCGAGCACUGGUUCGAUGAUACGGCGGAUGCCCAUGCGUCGGAAACCAACCAGACGAGGGACGCAGAGGCGGCCGAAGCCAACGUACGAGGAAGAGGAGGAAGGGUAUGUGAGUGAAGAGUAUGACGAUUCCUAUGAUUUGGCGAAUAUCCGUGUCAAGUUGCACUACCGAGGCGAAGUGCGUGGAAUGACGCUAACAUCCGAGGCGACAUUCGAAGAAUUCGUCGAGCGCGUGACAAGCAAGUUUAGCACUACUAUGGACGGUCUGGGUCUCAAAUUCAAGGAUGAAGAUGAUGUGAAAGUGACGCUGAGGGACGGCGGUGAUUUUGAACUUGCCAUCGAGACUGUACGAGCGAAUGCGAAGGGGAGGGGUGAGGGGAAGCUAGAGAUUUGGUGCACGGAUAUGUGAAACUGACUCUCGCUUGCAUAUUGUCUCUCUGUGGAUGGAUUUAUUUUAAAUUUUGAAGGACGUGUGUUGUAUGCUUAAUAUUUCGUCCUAUUACUGUUGUACCAAUGAUCUAUUACCUUGCGGAGCAAGGUCUAUCACGAUGGACAUUGGAGCGUGAUAUGUAAUGGCAAGCGAGAGUAAUCUUUUCCCAAUUGAAACCCGAUCAAAUUUACCGCCUUGAAACCAGUAGAAAUACAUCGACAUUCCAAGAUAUAAACACAAGAUGUCUG
Molecule: messenger RNA, 2427 nt
Organism: Suillus subalutaceus
Lineage: Eukaryota; Fungi; Basidiomycota; Agaricomycetes; Boletales; Suillaceae
Exons: 11
Coding region: 317-2158 (613 amino acids)
Molecular function (GO): protein binding
Source: RefSeq, a predicted model, not a curated record